Fusarium fujikuroi IMI 58289 is the source of this 294-nucleotide messenger RNA. RefSeq names its product related to cytochrome-c oxidase chain VIIc. NCBI's taxonomy places the organism in Eukaryota, Fungi, Ascomycota, Sordariomycetes, Hypocreales, Nectriaceae. Gene Ontology annotation, biological process: mitochondrial electron transport, cytochrome c to oxygen. The record is from RefSeq and is a predicted model, not a curated record. The coding region runs from base 1 to 294 and encodes 97 amino acids. The transcript is spliced from 3 exons.
AUGCUAUCAUCACUGACACUUCCCCAAGCUUCCAUCUCGCAAUCUCCACUCCUCACCGUCAAGAUGCUCUCCCGCGCCGCCGCCCGUACCACGACCUCUCUGGUCACCAAGCGAGGUUUCCAGACCACCCGCGCCCGCAUGUCCUCGCCCUACCACUACCCCGAGGGCGCCUACAGCAACAUCCCCUUCAACCCUCGAAGCAAGUGGUUCGGCCUCGGAUACUGGACCUUCAUGGCCACCGGCUUCUUCGCUCCCUUCGGCAUUGCUGUCUACCAGACCUACAAGCCCCAGUAA